Messenger RNA from Durio zibethinus, 1715 nucleotides. The record is from RefSeq and is a predicted model, not a curated record. Lineage: Eukaryota; Viridiplantae; Streptophyta; Magnoliopsida; Malvales; Malvaceae.
UUGGCUAUUUUCUAGUGUCCUUGGAGUAGAGGAUCGAGGUACACGAGCCCCUAUAAAAAUCCCACGUUGGUAGACAAUUAUUAACACCAACUCUCUCAGUCUCUCCGCUAAUCUACGCUACAGCUGUUGCAUCUCCGUACUAUCCACAUGUCAAACUCCGAUGGUAUCCACUCUCAUCAUCAUGUAGCUCUUCUCCCCAGUUCUGGAAUGGGUCAUCUGAUACCUUUUCUUCGUCUUGCUGCCUCCCUUGUCCACUGCCAUUGUCAACUCACUUUGAUCACCUUAGAUCCCGUUGUCUCCUUUGCUGAAUCUCAACUCAUCUCUCGUUUCCUCUCUGCCUUUCCUCAAGUUACCGAGAAGAGGUUUACUCUCCUCCCUCUUGAUCCAGCAACAGCCGAUUGUACCGACCCUUUUGCGCUCCAUUGGGAAACUAUUCGCCGGUCAGCACACCUUCUCUCUCCUCUCAUCUCCUCGCUAUCUUCACCUCUCUCACUGAUUAUCACUGAUAUAGUCUUGAUGUCGUCCGUCAUUCCAAUCACAGCAAAUCUGUGUCUCCCUAACUAUAUGCUCUUCACAUCAUCAGCCCGAAUGUUCUCCCUUUUGGCGUACUUGCCUUCAAUUGCUGUGGAUCAUGGUUCUUUUCAAUUUGGCAACGUAAUUGAAAUUCCUGGCAUUCCACCAAUACCCAGAUCGUCAUUAUCUCCACUACUUUUAAACUCAAAUACUCUAUUUGCCAAAAUUUUUUCAGACAACAGUCAGACAAUCUCUAAAGUCAACGGGGUUUUGAUUAACACAUUUGAAGAGCUAGAAGAACAAUCUCUCCAUACGCUUACUGGUGCAAAAGUACUUGAAGAAUUGCCACCAGUGUUUGCCGUUGGACCUCUUUUGCCCUGUGAGUUCGAGGGUCAAGAAUCUCCUGCCGCUUUAAAGUGGCUAGAGGAACAAAAGGAAGGGUCAGUGGUAUAUGUUAGCUUUGGAAGUAGGACAGCCACGUCAAAGGAGCAAAUAAGAGAGUUAGGAAUGGGGCUAGUAUUGAGUGGGUGUAAAUUCUUGUGGGUGGUGAAGACUAAGAUAGUUGACAAAGAGGAAGAAGACGGUUUGGAUGAGAUACUGGGACAUGAUCUAAUGCAGAGGAUUACGAGUAGUAACAGUGGUUUGGUUGUAAAAGAAUGGGUGAAUCAAUGGGAAAUACUAAGUCACAAGGCUGUUGGUGGGUUCGUGAGCCAUUGCGGAUGGAAUUCAGUGGUGGAAGCUGCCUUGUAUGGAGUGCCUUUGCUGGCAUGGCCACAACGUAUGUUUGGUGAUCAGAGGAUUAAUGUAGAGGUGAUUGAAGCGAUUGGAUUGGGCCUGUGUGUGAAGAGUUGGAAGUGGGGCGAGGAUGUUGUGUUGAAGGGAGAGGAAAUCGGAGACAAAAUUAAAGACCUGAUGUCGAGUGAAUCGUUAAAACUGGAAGCUGCAAGAAUCAGUCAAGAGGCAAAGAAAGCUGUUGGGGUUGAUGGAAGUUGCCAGGAUACGUUGAAGAAGCUGUUGCAAAGCUGGAAGAAGUCUGAGUGAGCUCAUGGACUCAUUUUUCUGAUAAUUAGCAUCUUCUCUGCAUAGUUGUUAAUGUUACAUGUAUAAUGUAAUUGGCGUCUCUAACCUUUAGCCUAGUGGUUAAAAAUAUUUUAGGGACAUCAAGAACUUGUUUGAAAUUAAAUCUUUUUUUAUUAGUAUUU